AUGAGUAAAAAUUUACGCCUCUCUGUGCCCUUUUCAGAUGUAACCCGGGCGUGCGUUAUUGAUGGGUCGCGCGGCGCCGAGACGCGCGGAAAGUGGGUCAGGGGGGGCGGAGGCGCAGCCGCCGCGGCACUGCGCCCUCAGCCCCCAGCCAUGGCGGACGCGCCGCCCGAGGUACUGGAGCUCAACGUGGGCGGCGUGCACUACGCCACCACGCGCGACACGCUGCUGCGCGAGCCGGACUCGCUGCCGGCCACCGCGCUCGCCGACCCGGAGCACCCGCGCGACGCCCGCGGCCGCAUCUUCUUCGACCGCGACGGCGUGCUGUUCCGGUACGUGCUCGACUACCUCCGCGACGGCGGCCUCGUGUUGCCCGAGUGCUUCCGGGAACACAAGCGGCUCGCGAGGGAGGCCAAGCAUUACCGCCUGCCGGGGCUCGAGAGCGCCGUCAGGGACUCGGACCCGCGCCCUGCCAACCGCGAGCGAGGCUGCAUCGUCGUCGGGUACCGGGGCAGCUUCCAGUUCGGUCGGGACGGCCUCGCAGACGUUAAAUUCCGCAAGUUGUCGCGGAUCCUCGUCUGCGGGAAGGUGACCCUAUGCCGCGAUGUGUUUGGGGAGACGCUGAACGAGAGUCGUGAUCCAGACCACGGGCUGGCGGACAGGUAUACGUCGAGGUUCUUCCUGAAGCACUCAUUCAUCGAGCAGGCGUUCGACAUGCUGCAGGAGAACGGCUUCAAGCUGACGGGCAGCUGCGGCAGCGGCACGGCUGGCGGCGCCGCCGAACUCAAACCGGGCGUCGACUCCGAAGAGAACCGCUGGAACCACUACAACGAAUUUGUGUUCGUGCGAGAUUAACUUCGGCGCUAGUACAUGUGAUAAUCAGCUGACGACCGUCUGACGUGCGCCGUACGGCACGGAGAAGGCAAUCUAUGUGGCAAAUGAUGUGAAAGGUAAAGCGGUGUGCUUAUUUAGCUCCGUUUGUUUUCUUUACAUGUAAACAUUACGAAACGCGUUGAGUUUGGAAGGCAAUGUGAAGUAAUUCCCGUAUCGAAGUAGUUUGUUUAUUAAUUCAGAAAGUCUCCCGGUAUAUAUAUAUCUUUAUUAUAUUGGUGUAGAUAAAUAAAUCAGACCUUAAUAAUAAUCAUGUAACAAAUAGGUAGAUUUAAAUGUAAAAAUAUAAAAUACAGUAGUUAUAAAAGUUAUCUCCUUUUAGGACUAUCUUAUGUACUGUGACAUACUUAAUGUAUUUUCCUAAUUAUUUUAUACCUACUUUAUAAAUAAAUAUCUUAUAUGUAAUAUAUUUUGAAAAAAAAAAACUUGCGUGGGCCAUCUCUUUUGAUAUGAAUAUGCCAAAUUAUUAUAAAUUUUAUCCUAUUCUCAUAGGGUUUUGUUUUCAACGAUACUUAUGAUGCCAAGAAACCUCUACAUCUGAGUAUUACUACGUACUGAACGAUGCGUUGUGAUCGAAAUACAUUUUAUUUAUUCUUCUAGACAUUUCUACAUAAUAGAGUAAUAGCAGUAAGUUUAAAGUGAACUUCAAAGUAAAUAGUCAUGUAAGGACAGCGCGAAUGAAACGUACCUAAAGAAAGUAGUUAAGGAUCCUUAUCUUUGGGUGUAAAACUCGAGUUUGACUCAAUCGCUGGAGCACAGGGCGUAAAACUUUUAUCUAACAAGAUAACGACGCCAAUUAUUUCUGGAAUAUGAAAGCUAUUCGCGAAGUUAAGGAAAGUAUUGCCAGUUACCCAAUUCCGCCAAGUUAGGUCGUUAGCUUAGGAAUUUGUUUAACAAGUCCCUGUGUAACAUUUUCCCUCAGUUUCAUUCAACAGCUGCGAUAACCUAUACUGUUAUUGCUGUUCCUUAUGCCUUUUGGGGUUGUGAAGUGGUAGAAAGUGAUGGAGCUAAUAUUCCGAAACAAACAACGAGAUUGUAUUUGCAAUAUUCUUCUUGGGUAACUUCGGAAAUCAUCAACAUCACUUUAUGAGGGUUGGUUCGGUAAAUGAACGUUUGCAAAUUCCUAAAAAGUAUUUUCUCCCCUCUACGUUUUGGGAUUCGUUUUAAAUGCUAUGAGUUAAGUAUUUAGGUACAUCAAAAUGGGUUCCAUUAUAAAGCGUAAAUUUUGAAUCUAGAAUCUGGAAUGGAAGAAUUACUAAAAUACAAUAUUGAACCACUUCACAUACCUAGAUCUGAUUAUAAUCUGCAUUGUAAGUGAUCGCAGUCAUAUCAUUAGAUAAAUUAUUAAGCUGAACUUCCAAAAAUCUUCCGCUUAAAGUUCGCACAAAGUAGACAAACGAAAAUUGUCUGAAAUUUCGAGCCCGAGUUCAAGAUUUUUUGAGCGCAUUUUGUAGUCGGAAUUUAAAUUUGAAAAAUGGCAGACAUUUACGUAGCUGGAGUAAUACUUAGAUGGAUAAAAGGUACCUAUUUGCCUUUCCUUUCAAGGAAAAUUUUAGAAAAGAAAUUAAAUGUUAAACCAUUAUUUCGUUACGUUCUGUAAAGAUUGUUUAAUUUCUUGGAAAAAAUAGUAGGUAAAUGCGUAAACUCGAUGCGUAAUUUUCAUGAAGUGACGCCAUUAGGUACUUCAAAAAAACGUAAUGGGUUCCUAAUGGAAAAAUAACAGAAUAAUUGGAUUUCCAUGUUCAAAAAAUAGAACAUCGCAUGUUACGAUAGUAGGUAAGUACCUAUCUAAUCUACAGUUAUUUUGGCUACGGAAAAUGCUUUGAAUUUGACAUUUAACGUAAAGAACUAUUACGUAUUCUGUAAUUUAACGAAACGCACGCAACGAAAUAAACUUGGAAAAAUAAAGAAACGUUUUACUCUUAAUUGCUUUCAAUUUCACGGUUAUCUUGACCACAUAAAUUGAGUUAUUGAGCUCUUUGAUCUGAAAUAAUAAUAAACAUGAAACUGUUACGAACUCGAUAAUACGUAUGAAAUUUUAGAUAUUGGACAGUCAUUCUUAUUAAAAUUGAAUUUAGGACGUAGGUUGAGUGAAGAAUUCUACCAUCCUGUCUAUUAAUAAACAAAAGCUUAAGCAUAAAUAACCAUCAAAGGUAUAUGAUAUCAAUCGGUAUAGAAAGUAAAUUUCAUGAAUAGUACACUUUACCACACCUCAGGGAUGUUCUAUUUGCAAACUCGGAGUAAUAAGUUAUACGUAAAGCGAUGCGCUCGAGAAUUCUUAACUCGGAAACUCGGAAGUACGAGUUAGAUAGUGUGCGGUUACCUUUAUAUUGCAUUUAGGCUGAAUCAAUGCUAAAAGCAUUGAACGAUCUCAUUGUUAUCUACCUUUUAUAAUAACAUUUUCUGCCGUUUAAUGGCGGUUCCAUAUAAAAGUAGAUAAUUAACAAAAUGUUCAAUAAAUUAUGAUAUUUUAAAGACUCGCCGUAAGAAAGGCGAAAGAGAAUAUAAUCGAGAAAAUAAUAUUAUAAGUAAUGUAUUGUAGGUUAAGGUAGUUUAAAUAAAUAAAGAUUGUGUUAGAAAUCAAUGUUUUAUUGUUUAGAGAAUUUAUGUAACUUAGAGACGGUAACAUAACAAGUUUAUUGGACAUAACAAUUUUAACUUUACAUUUAAAGUGUAUGGUAAGGAAUCAGUUGUGAUGUGCAUGUAAUUUUAUCUUGUAACUAGAAGACAAAAACAGUGUUGAAACUGGACUUGACCUUACUUGUAGAAUUUCUAAAUGAAUAAAUAG
This is a messenger RNA of Pectinophora gossypiella (pink bollworm), 3676 nucleotides long. It is a transcript of the gene Ktl, whose product is annotated as BTB/POZ domain-containing protein KCTD12. Gene Ontology annotation, biological process: protein homooligomerization. Lineage: Eukaryota; Metazoa; Arthropoda; Insecta; Lepidoptera; Gelechiidae. The record is from RefSeq and is a predicted model, not a curated record.